AUGGCAGCAUACCACCACUAUUCAAGGAUAGCAUGCGCUUUUGUCUUGGUGCUGGUGACGACGGGGUUCGUCCAUGCGCAGAACUCUCCCCAAGCCUAUCUCGAUGGGCACAAUAGAGCCCGCGCUGCAGUCGGAGUCGGUCCAUUGGUGUGGAGUAAUAUCCUUGCGGCCUACGCACAGAACUACGCCAACCAGAGGAUCAGCGACUGUAGGCUUGUGCAUUCCGGCGGACCGUAUGGUGAGAACCUCUUCUGGGGGAGUGGAAAAGCUUGGACAGCUCUUGAGGCUGUCCAACUGUGGGUCGACGAGAAAAUUUACUACAACUAUAAUAGUAAUACGUGCGCAGCGGGGAAGGUAUGUGGGCACUACACGCAGGUAGUCUGGCGUAAUUCCCUGAUGCUGGGCUGCGCUCGCGUCCGAUGCAACAACGGCGCCAUUUUCAUUACAUGCAACUAUAGCCCCCCCGGGAACGUCCGCGGCCAGAGGCCAUACUAG
This is a messenger RNA of Spirodela intermedia, 495 nucleotides long. The record is from the annotation of a GenBank genome assembly. Lineage: Eukaryota; Viridiplantae; Streptophyta; Magnoliopsida; Alismatales; Araceae.